AUAAUCGGACACAGAUCGGGCAGGUGUAAAACCAGGGCACGGCAGUUCACUUGUACGUAGGUAAUUCGCGGCCAUACGGAACAACAACAAUGCACUGAUCGUAUCGGGUUUUCUUUGCAUGGAACCACAAACCACGGACGUUUUUUUUUUUUCCCCUUAAAGUGAACGUGGGCGACGUUCUGCAUUGACACAGUGAGAAUAUGACCGAAUUUAUACUCGGGGGAUUGGCAGCAUGCGGGGCAUGUCUUUUCAGCAACCCACUGGAAGUUGUUAAAAUACGCAUGCAACUUCAAGGGGAACUGCAAGCCAGGGGAACGUAUGUAAGGUCUUACAAAAACGCCUUUCAUGGAUUUUACACCGUCGGCAAAGUUGAUGGAUUGUUGGCUCUCCAGAAAGGACUUGUGCCCGCUCUGUUUUACCAACUACUCAUGAACGGAACUCGCCUUGGGACGUUUCAGUGUCUCAAAAAUGCUGGCCUCAUUACGGACAAGAACGGCGAUGUUGUAUUUUGGCAAAGCGUCGUAGCUGGCGCUUUUUCCGGUAGCUGUGGUGCGAUAGUGGGCAGUCCAAUGUAUCUGGUUAAAACGCAUUUACAGUCACAGUCCAAUGUUGAGAUCGCAGUAGGACACCAACAUACUCACAAUGGGAUGACAAGUGCAUUAAGAACUAUAUAUAAAGAACAUGGUGUAAUUGGUUUAUGGAGGGGAGUUAGUGGUGCUGUCCCUCGGGUGAUGGUUGGCUCAGGAGCUCAGUUAUCUACAUUUUCAACUAUCAAAGAUAUGGUGGAAAAGUCUAAGAUAUUUAAACAUGAAAGUUGGUUCAUCCCAAUUACGUCAAGUUGCGUCAGCGCUGUCGUUGUUACUGCAUUCAUGACACCAUUUGACGUUGUCAGUACCCGUUUGUACAACCAAGGAACUGAUGCUCGUGGGAAAGGAAUUUUCUACACUGGAUUUUUUGAUUGUUUUCUGAAAAUUCUUAGAAAAGAAGGUCCUCUUGGCUUCUACAAAGGGUGGACAGCCUCUUUUUUUCGCCUUGGACCACACAGUAUUUUGAGUCUUGUAUUCUGGGAUAAAUUACGACAUUUUUACACAAAAAUACACUUACAAAAUUAACACUAGGGUUCAGAUUGGCUUCAAAUUAAGCAAAGUGAAUUAUGUGGAACCCUUGAAACAUGAUGCAUCUCAGGUUACCUUUUGUUUCAAAUUCGACUAGUCCUGUAUUUCCUGUACAAAAUGCGUGUCAGCAUACAUGCACUUGAUCUCCUGUUCUGUGUGAGAUGCAGAGUUUUUUUGAAUUACGAUCAUCAAAGUUAUGAAAACAUACAAAAAUGACCAUGCCCACUUUUGCAUGUGUAAUUAACAGUUAACUGAAUUUUAAGUUACGAGUAAUUGUUGUUUUUUAAUGUCCAUAUUUUAUAACUCAAAAUUUAAUAAACAGUUACCGGUAACUCAAUAUCAAGUUACAGCCAACCUAAAUUUUUGUAGUUGUUUAAUCAUCUACAUUUUGGUAAAUUUUGGUUUAGUCACUGGGAGCGUUUGUAGAAAUUAAACAACAAUAGUAAAUUUAUAUUGCUAGUAACUAGUUGCUUGAUUAACUGGUUAACUGUCAAUUAAAGUUAAAGUUACUAACUACGCCAUUAAUCAAUGACCAAAUCUAUGUUGCUCGUAAUUCAAAGUUUGAUUAACUGUGAUUUUGCGAAAGUGGGUGUGGUCAGUUUUCAACUGGAACAACACCUUGUCUCAUUAACAUUUGUCACGACCAGAAUUAAAAAAAUGUACAACCAAAGUGUCACACGCAACGUAAUAUUACCGUAAUUGGUAUAGUACAGGUGUGAUGGUUCAAAUACCAAAAUGGCAACAGUAACAGAAAGACAUCCCUGGCGGCGAUGAUAGCAUACGAACACGGAGCCAGCAGAUGAGGUUUCAACUGGUACUGGUAUUAUACUCUGCAAACAUCAAGUACAAUAAUGCGGUAAAACUCCAAACUUCCAAUAACUGGAUACUUAAACUCCAAUACAAUUCAACGAGAUCUCUGAUCUGACUCAGUGCUGAACAACUUCCCUAUAUAUACCCACACUGUCUAUAAAUAGACCAUUACAUCAGCAUACAUAAUGAGUCUGGAACUUACUACCAAUUUCUAGAAUGUUCCAUUACCUUCUAUUGCCUCCUACAGUGUUCUAUUACCUAUUCAACCAGUUUCUAAAAAAAAUCUAGAAUAUUCCACCCAGACACAGUACGGUUCUAGAACAUUCUCAGUGACACGGAAGUGGUAAAUAAGUCGUAUGCGACACAAAGUUGCAUUUAUUUUUCCUGCUUGUGAAAACAUUGUGAGAACAGACAAUUGAAUGCAGGUUACAAUCUUUAAAUAUUGCAGCAAAUAUUCCUUACAUUAA
Messenger RNA from Saccoglossus kowalevskii, 2392 nucleotides. Its product is annotated as solute carrier family 25 member 35-like. Lineage: Eukaryota; Metazoa; Hemichordata; Enteropneusta; Harrimaniidae. The record is from RefSeq and is a predicted model, not a curated record.